GCGCCAUGCGGGGUAAUUCCGGCGCUGACUUUAAGUGCUUCAGCCAGGCUCAGGCCAUCGGGCUGAAGGGGACGUUCCGAGCAUUCCUGUCUUCCAAACUCCAGGACAUCCACAGCAUCGUCCACAGGGACGACAGGGAAAACGUGCCAAUAGUGAACCUGAAGGAUGAGGUUCUGUUUGAUAACUGGAACGCCAUCUUCAGCGAUGGCAGGAUGAAGGACAACGUUUCUAUCUACUCCUUCAAUGGAAAAGACGUUGUCAGAGACGAUACCUGGCCGGAGAAGAUGGUGUGGCACGGGUCGACCAAUGGAGGUCAGCGACACCUCGACAGCUUCUGCGAGUCGUGGCGCGUGAGCGAUCGGGCGGUGACGGGCAUGGCCACGUCGCUGAAGAGCGGCAGCCUGACGCAGCAGACCUCCAGCAGCUGCUCUAGCUCCUACGUGGUGCUGUGUGUGGAGAACAGCUACAUCGGCCACGCUUAAACACACACACACACACACACGCACACACACACACACACACACACACACACACACACACACACACACACACACACACACUGAUCCGUCUUUACAGGCUAUUUGUAAAUAUGAUUGUUAAAGAUUUUGACUAUGUUGACCCCUCCUACAUGGUGCUACACAGAAUCAAUCCACAUGUUGAAGUUUUAGUCUCAAAAGCAAAGUAGACACACCGUAAUCGCCUGAUCUUCCAUUAAAUCUUGUUUACAGGCGCCACCAUUUUGUACUUUUGUCUGCACUCUGUGGGUCCGAAAGUCCCGCCUACCCACGCUCACCCCUCCUUAUUGAAUAGUUAAUUAUAGCUACCUAAGGAAUGUCUGAAAACACAGAGCAACAAGGUAAGAACAAUGUGAAUCAACAGAAUCUGAAACUUGGAAAAAGUCUGAUCCCAUGGAGGGGGCGAGGCUUAAACGUACGACUUUGAACUGUGGCUUCACUCCAAGCAGUAUUUGUGCUACUGGAUGUAACAUUCAGAUUUUAUUUCUGAACUUAUAAAGUGUGAGUUGUUUUUAUUAACGUGUGUUUUCACUCCUUUACACAGUUGACUGUAACAUCACGAGGAUCAUCCUUUACAAGAGAGGAUGUUUUUACCGAUAACAAAGUGAUAUUUAUUUUUAUAAACUGCUUUUUUUUUUACUCUGACUGUAACGUGUGAUGUGAGUGCCUUCACAGGUAGGAGUUUGUGCACACAGCAAGUAUAAAUAAAUGUAUGUACAGAAAUCUGACAAGGAUUUAGCCAUUAAAUGUGUUGAUCAGGUUUAUCUCGUUACUUCUGCUGUAGCUGGUCUGUAUGAUGGCAGCAGGUUGGAAUGUGGGUAAAUAAACCUGUUGGAAACA
Messenger RNA from Nothobranchius furzeri (turquoise killifish), 1355 nucleotides. NCBI's taxonomy places the organism in Eukaryota, Metazoa, Chordata, Actinopteri, Cyprinodontiformes, Nothobranchiidae. The record is from RefSeq and is a predicted model, not a curated record.